AUGAAUAUUCGACUUGCUUUCAAUAGAUCUAGACUUUUUGUUUUGAAUGUAUCCCACAUCAAACCAUAUCAUAGUUUAGCUCUAUUUCCAUCUUCUCAUUUGUAUCAAGCAGACCUAUCAAACCAUGGAUCACGACGAAACUACCAUAGUGUAAAAACACCCAAGGGAACACGCGACUACAAUGAAAAGGAAAUGGCUGUACGGGAAAAGAUGUUCAAUAGUAUUCAAAGAGUGUUCAAACGACAUGGCGGGGUGACGAUCGAUACACCAGUGUUUGAACUCAAAGACAUUUUGGCAGGCAAGUAUGGUGAAGAAAGCAAACUAAUCUACGACUUGGCGGAACAAGGAGGUGAAAACUGUUCAUUACGAUACGAUCUGACUGUACCUUUUGCUCGGUACCUGGCAAUGCAUGGCAAAGAACUGAACCAAUACCAAUUGAAACGAUACCAAAUAGGCAAAGUUUACCGACGUGAUCAACCUGCUAUGACAAAAGGACGACUUCGUGAGUUCUAUCAAUGCGACUUUGAUAUUGCUGGAACAUAUGAUCCCAUGAUUCCUGAUGCUGAUAUUUUACGUAUUCUGUGUGAAUCCCUCGAUUGUCUCCAUUUGCCUCAUCCAUUCACCAUCAAAAUUAAUCAUCGCAAGAUCUUGGACGGUAUCUUUCAAGUAUGUGGCGUACCCGACAAUGCUAUACGGUCUGUAUCAUCAGCAAUUGACAAACUAGACAAGAUGACAUGGGUUCAAGUGCGACAGGAACUCAUUAGCGACAGGGGGCUGGCUCCUUCCGUGGCAGACAAGAUUGGUCAAUACGUUCAACAUCGUGGCGACUUUACUUUAUUGGAUACACUCAUGAAGGAUCAAGCACUGUUGGCCAACCCAAGUGCAGCUCAAGGCAUCAAGGACAUGUCUCUACUUUUCGAUUACCUUGACAUCUUUGAUGUUCGGCACAAGAUGACGUUUGAUCUCAGUCUGGCUCGUGGUCUUGACUAUUACACUGGAAUCAUCUAUGAAGCCAUUCCUGUUAAUCCUUCCGUCGAUGAUAUGGGUUCGAUUGCUGCUGGUGGACGAUAUGAUGAUUUGGUGGGCAUGUUUCUAGCUGGUGAUGAUGACAACAAGAAAAAAAAGAAAAUGAAACCCAAACAACCCAUUCCAUGUGUAGGUAUGUCCAUUGGUGUCGAACGUAUUUUUUCCAUAUUGAUGGCGCAACAUGAACAACGACCGAUCAAAAGUAAUGAAACUCAAGUAUAUGUGAUCUCGGUAGGAGAUGGCUUGUUAAAGGAACGGAUGCACUUGGCAAAGGAACUAUGGAAUGCAGGUAUCAAUGCUACCUUUAUGUACAAGAAUAAACCAAAACUAGAAAAACAAUGGACAGCAUGCGAAAACGACAUGAUCCCUUUAGCUGUGAUCAUUGGCAAGGAUGAAUUGGAUCAAGAUAAAGUUCGAAUCAAGGAGAUGACGGCAAAGAAUCAAGCUCAAGGUGGUGGUGUCAUUGUAAAUCGUGCUGAUAUGAUUAAUGAAUUGGUCUCUCGUUUAGAAAAAAUGUAGAAUAUAGACUAGAUGUGGUUAGAAUUAGAUAGAUAACAGAUAGUU
Molecule: messenger RNA, 1590 nt
Organism: Halteromyces radiatus
Lineage: Eukaryota; Fungi; Mucoromycota; Mucoromycetes; Mucorales; Cunninghamellaceae
Product: histidyl-tRNA synthetase
Exons: 2
Coding region: 1-1545 (514 amino acids)
Biological process (GO): histidyl-tRNA aminoacylation; mitochondrial translation
Cellular component (GO): cytoplasm; mitochondrion
Molecular function (GO): ATP binding; histidine-tRNA ligase activity
Source: RefSeq, a predicted model, not a curated record